This is a messenger RNA of Cylicocyclus nassatus, 237 nucleotides long. The record is from the annotation of a GenBank genome assembly. Lineage: Eukaryota; Metazoa; Nematoda; Chromadorea; Rhabditida; Strongylidae.
AUGAGCAAGAUCCCGGCUAGAUCUCUACUAUUACUGUCGAGUUACUCGGAGCAGAAAAAAGUCACCCGCAACGAGAGAAUUGUGAAGAGUCUCUUGCCGUUCAAUUCCGGUUCUCCAAUGCUCCUAGAGCUACCACGGUCGCUUAGCGAUCACAACGUCAACGAAUCUCAAGGAGUCAAACUCCAUCAUAGCUCGAAGCACUGGAUAGUUCCAUGUAAUUCCGUUCGACGAGAGUAA